Messenger RNA from Solanum pennellii, 1790 nucleotides. RefSeq lists its product as uncharacterized. Lineage: Eukaryota; Viridiplantae; Streptophyta; Magnoliopsida; Solanales; Solanaceae. The coding region runs from base 634 to 1515 and encodes 293 amino acids. The transcript has 12 exons. The record is from RefSeq and is a predicted model, not a curated record.
UUCCCCAUAAACGUGAAAAGUUAAAAUUAUUGCUUCGCCUAUUUAUUUAUACUUUUGAAUGAAUGAAUGUCAAAAUCAGUCUCUGUAAAUGUAAAAUCUUGUCUGACCACAAACUUUAUUGAUCUAAAAUCUAGAAAAACUGAAUUGGAUUUAGGGCAAUUUCGAAGAGAUCAACAAUGGCUACCAUUUCAACGGCUCGAAGCUCCGCUUAUCUCACAGCUCUUACACAAGAGAUUGAAAAGAAGCUUCAACGUGCAUUGACUUCGCCCUCACAGAGGCGUAACUUGCUGCAAGAGCUUUUCGCUGAUAUAGCUUUGGAAGUAGAUGACCGAGCAAAAGGUAUACAACUGGUCUGUUGACAUUAAUAUUACCAAUUACACCUGUAGAGCACCUUCAAUUUUAAAGCAACCUUUGGAAUAUAAGAUUGGGAUUCCUGUCCAUUAUAGAAUCCUGUAAAUACAUGGUCUUUUAUUCAUCUCUUUGCUUCUCUUGUGAACUGAAUGAUUGAUAUGAAGAUACAUCUACAUCUCAUUGAUGAGGUGAGAUCGUGGGGAAUCUUAGUAGCUCAGUUGGUUGGCUUCUUGGACUUUCACUUGUUGCUGAGAGAUAAUACUCGGCACCAAGGAUGCUAUUAUGGUUGCAGAGGAACGGGCUGAAGGACCGACAUGCUACUACUAUGUGCUUGCUGAUCAUUUUAUCCAUGUACCUCAGAAUGGAAAACCGAUCCUUGAUUUAAUAGUCCAACUGUGGAGCCAAUCUUUUGCUGCAAAUAUUUUUUCACUCCUUUUCCAUAAGUGGUUGUUUGAGGUUCAACUUGAGAAUUCUGAAGUCCUCCUCCGAUACUCAUCAGCUCUUGUUCAAGGAGCGACAAAUGUAUUCUGGAUUGACAUCCAAACAAACACAAGGCGUUUUCAGAGUCUUUUUAAGUAUCUGCUCGAGGAAGUUGCCCUUGUUCCUGACCGAUUAAAGAAGAUCCCUUUGCAGGCCCAAAGAGAUCUAUUUCUCUUCCUCUCAAGGUUCAUAUUUUUCUAUAACCUAGGUGACAAACUAGGAAGUUUCUUAAGGCAAUUCCCUGAUUUCCCGAAUGCUUUCUUGAUUGGUGGUGCAGCAGAUAUAUUUGUCACUGAACUAGCUGAUCAGCUUCAAAAACUAAAAGUGGAGCCAGUGUUGUUGCAUUAUCUCUCCCAAUUGAAGGUUCUUCAAGGAUUAGAGUUGAGAAUGGCUACUAGUACAAGAUUGAAAACUUGCUUGUAUAGCUUCACGUCACCAGGUGCUCCCAUGUACCCAACAAGAGCUGUCCGCCAUGCAGCAUGGGAUGCAUUAGAUUUGCUAUAUCCUGUCGGACGAUACCCUCGGCAUAUUAUAAGUCUCUUUUUCCGUUUGCUGUAUCCUUGGUAUUGGCCUUCUUCAUUUUGGAACUUUAUAAAGUCAUGCAUUCUGGCCGUGUUCUAUUCUCUCUUGAGGUUAAUAUUUUCUAGUUGGGAUAAAGUGAGGAGUAGACCAAAGGAGCAAUGAUGUCGCCGAAUGGUGUUCGACAUUUAAGAUUUGUGCGGAGUAAUGUUGUAUGUUGAGUCAAGAAGUUUGGACCUUGAUGUAUUAAAGGUUUUUCCUGCAUGUAAUUAAGAUAUUGGGAAUUAUUGUUUUCGGAAGCAUGGUGGUGUAGAACGGUAUACAUGUAGAAUUGUUGUCAUUUGUACUGUAGCGGACAUACUAGUUGUGUGCUUGUACUUUUCUUAGUUCAGGUUGUUGGUGAAGAAAAUGCCAGGAUCCUCUUUUAGUAUUCAUUCUGA